AUGCUCAUUCGAUAUAUUCUACUGCUGGAGACAAUCUUCUUACGGAUGGUCAGCGGACAUCUGAUCAUGAUCUCGCCUGAGCCCUACAGCAAAGAAACCCUCAACAACUCUCCUCUUGCUGAACAUGGUAGCGAUUUUCCCUGCAAACUACGCACAGAUGCAUUCUUGGCUCCUUCAACAGAGACUAUCUACCAGAUCGGCAUUGUGAACACAAUCAGGUUCGAAGGAAGCGCGACACACGGUGGCGGCUCAUGCCAAUUGAGCCUGACCAAAGACCGUGAGCCAACCAAAGAUUCCGAAUGGAAGGUCAUCAAGUCCUAUGAAGGAGGUUGCCCCACGAAGGCAGAGAAACUUGCCGGAGGCGCCACUACCGACAAUGGCCUUCAACUCGAUUUCGCAAUUCCGGAAGGCGUUAACUCCGGAAAAUAUACUUUGGCCUGGACAUGGUUCAAUCGUAUUGGGAACCGUCAGAUGUAUAUGAACUGUGCCCCAAUCACCGUGGCGAGUGACUCGCCGCAACAAUCCUACAAGAGCAUACAAAAGCAGAGGCCUAAUUUCCCACCCAUGUUCAUCGCCAACAUAAAUGGCUGUAUAACCAAAGAGAAUGUGGACAUUCGGUUUCCUCAAAAGCAUUAUCGAGCACAAUGGCCAAACGAAUAA
Molecule: messenger RNA, 660 nt
Organism: Penicillium longicatenatum
Lineage: Eukaryota; Fungi; Ascomycota; Eurotiomycetes; Eurotiales; Aspergillaceae
Exons: 1
Coding region: 1-660 (219 amino acids)
Source: RefSeq, a predicted model, not a curated record